Molecule: messenger RNA, 2795 nt
Organism: Polychytrium aggregatum
Lineage: Eukaryota; Fungi; Chytridiomycota; Chytridiomycetes; Polychytriales
Product: WD40-repeat-containing domain protein
Exons: 4
Coding region: 349-2556 (735 amino acids)
Molecular function (GO): protein binding
Source: RefSeq, a predicted model, not a curated record
AAGUGUCGCCGCUGCUGCAUUUCUAUCGCUCUGUCUGCCAGCCCCCCCCCCAAUCAGCCCGCAGUAGCCCCAGCAUGCUCUGUGAGAUGCGGCGGACGCAGAGCACCUAUUGUAGCGCCCAUUCAAAUCACCCGCCAUGAUCGGCAGAGUUCCUUUCGAAAUCACCUCGCUGCCUUCUGUCCAGAUCUCGGUCAACGAUCGUCUUUGGCUCGCCUCACUACAACCGCUUGUGUCUCGUACUUGCGGCCAGAGACCAGUCAUGCACCGCCAAAGGACCAUCUUUCGACUCAGGUAUAUCUUGCAAACUUGGGUCCAACAGGGCCGUGUCGGCUAGAGUACCUGUUCGCCAUGCAGCGAUCGUCAACCGCAGCCUUCCAGCGGCCAUCGCUCAAGAUCCGAUCCAGCUUGGCAGUCGAAGCACUGAGGCCUGCGUCGGCUAUCAACUCGACGAUAUCACUGGCUUCCGCAGAGAGUCCUCGGUUCGCUGGAAAUGCACCAUUCUCCAUCAACUCGGCUCCCAACGGCAGCAACGGCGACGACCGAGAACUGGGCUCGCCAGCGCAAAUCGUCGUCCGCGUUCAAAAUGAGUUCCCCAAAUUCUCGGCUCCCGACCGGCAGAAAUUCAUCCUGGCGAUUCUCAAGGAGUGCGACCCCUCCGACAUGACGUUCCUCUACAAGACGCUUCCAGUCCUGCACCGCGACUUCCUGAAACUCCUGCCGGCGCCAAUCUCGCACCGAAUCCUGAGCUAUGUCCACCCUCGAGACUUUUGCGUCGUAAUCCGGGUCUCCCGUGCCUGGUUUCGGACUGUAACGGACCCCGUACUCUGGGCGCUGCUCUACGAUCAAAUCGGCCUGUCGAGCAUGACCAACUCAUACUACAUUGCGAAUGCCCCGCUCUUGGUGAAUGCAAAGAAGCUGCAUCGGCUCAGCAGCUGGACACGCGGUCGAUUUACACAUCGGCGUUUCCUGGCCCAUCAGGCCGGCAUCCUUGGCAUCUGGUUCAAUGGGCAGUGGGUUGCUACAGGCUCGGUUGACAAAUCAUGCACGGUCCACCAUGUCAGCAACGGCAAGCUGGUGAAGCGAUACGUCGGACACGAAGAGAGUGUGUAUUGCGUCCAGUUUGAUGAAGCAAAGGUGAUUACUGGAAGCGCCGACUGCACCGUACGCAUCUGGGGUGCCAAAGACGGUGGCCAGCGAUUUAUUCUGCGUGGACACAAGGCCACCAUCAAUUGCCUCAAGUUCAACUCGGAUAACCUUCUUGUUACUGGCUCUUCCGACAAAACCCUCCGGAUCUGGCAGAUGCCUAAUAACGCCAUCAUCCUAUCUACCAAGAUCAAACGAACAGAGACUACCGAUGAGCAGCGGCUGAUGCUCAUCCAAGGCGGCGAACGAGCUGCUCCUGCACAGCAGCGAGUGGGCAGUCCCAGAGAAAAGCCAGGAUCUGCUGGGCUUGGGCGUUCCGCCUCGACCGUGAAUCCCAAUUCGAAUUCCAAACUCAGGACCAAGGACAAGAGCUCGACCGAGCCUGGUACUGUACCAACUCAGAUGGAGCCGACCUGCUUGCGAACCCUCCAUGGACAUGUUGCUGGCGUCAAAUGCCUUGACUUCACCUCGGCUGUCCUCGUCAGCGGAGAUAUCCAUGGGUUCCUCCGACUAUGGCAUAUACGCAGCGGAAAUUUGCUCAAGGUAAUUAGCAUCGCUCAGCCGUCAAAGGCCAUCAACGCCUUCCAGACAGCAGUUCCUCCUGCAGCGUCGGACGACCCAAUUUCAUCCAUUCAGUUCACGGGCACACGUCUUGUGUUUGGAGCGUUCUCGGGAAACCUGUACAUGUACGAUGUUCUCCCGCACAAGACCAUCACCAGUGCUGUCACGACUAACCAGCUCAGCGCUGCCUAUGAGCAUCUGCAUCACUGGGCAAACGAUCCUGCAACCUUUGUUCUCAACCGGGUCUUCAACCUCCAAGAAACCAUGUCCAGUCCUACACUUUCGCAUGCUGCAUCGUCGGCUGAAGUCCGGCCGCUCUCACCAACACCGGAUCGGCGCAAGACUAAGCGCCGCAACGGCGAGCGCUAUCCUGCUUCCAAAUCCGGUGCCACCUCUUCGUCGUCGUCGUUCUCCAAGCCCGGCAACCUCGAGAUUUCAGUCUCCCGGGAACCUUCGCUGCCCAGUCCGUUGUCAAGUGCUCUUCCAAGUCCGCUGGCUUUUGCAGCUUCGCCGCUUGCCAAGAUCAAGAGCCAAAAGCUCAAUUCAUGGGCUCUUUGUGUCCAGAUGGACGAGUGGAGACUAAUGAGCGGCGGAUCCGGGGGCCGCUGUUCGGUUUGGAACUAUAGAACCGGCCGCCAGAUCUAUGUUUUGAAGGGCAACAUCAUCGACAACGGAGAUGGACCCAUCCAAUGCGAGACAAAGGAGAUCUUGCCGGAAGAGGCUCUCGAUUUCGCUGGGGACGGCAAUACAGAGGAGGGGAAGACCAUCACUGGAGUGGCGUUUGACGACCGAUAUAUUGUUGCUGGCGGAAUGGAUGGAAUGGUGCGUAUAUGGGAGGCGAAAGUCAACUAAGGUCCAUUGCCGUGUAAAAGCGAAUGCGACGAAAGCAAUAUACAAUGACCGCUCUUCAGUGGCUUCACAAGGAUGCUGUUCCUGAAACUCUUGUUUUGUAGGGUAUGGUGUAUUUCCCCACUGGAUAUACCAGGAUCUACCAAGCACAUAGCCCUCGAGGAGUGACAGCAGCUAUGGCGCAUGAGGGCAGCGGUGCAAGUGGUAGAAGAGGAGGCAGAGGGCACCUAGCGAGACGCCUC